Messenger RNA from Rosa chinensis, 1430 nucleotides. RefSeq names its product 1-aminocyclopropane-1-carboxylate oxidase homolog 4. Bases 71 to 1183 code for a protein of 370 amino acids. The transcript is spliced from 2 exons. Lineage: Eukaryota; Viridiplantae; Streptophyta; Magnoliopsida; Rosales; Rosaceae. The record is from RefSeq and is a predicted model, not a curated record.
UUUUUAUAUGAUGCAUGUCUGAUAUAAACCAAGAAACCUAGCGUACGUGUUAACCAAAAGCUUUCAAGAAAUGGCCACAGCUGUUAGUGCGACUUCUUCAGCCUACGACAGGAUGAAGGAGGUGAAAGAGUUCGACGAGUCAAAGAUCGGAGUUAAAGGCCUCUCCGACUCCGGCAUCACUUCCAUCCCCCAAUUCUUUGUCCACGACCCCCAAACCCUCUCCGACCUCAAACCCUCGUCCAAACGCACCGUCCCCGCCCCGCUCCCCACCAUCGACCUUUCUCACAUCAACUCGGUUAAUCUCCGCCCCGAAAUCGUUGAACAGAUCAAAGACGCCGCCAGGACAUGGGGAUUCUUCCAAGUGAUCAACCACGGCAUACCCUUCUCCGUAGUAGAUCAGACGGUGAACGCCGUCAAAGCAUUUCACGAGCAGCCCCACGAGGUGAAGGCCAAGUUCUACAAGCGAGAAGAGGGGAAGGGCUUCAUGUACGCCAGCAACAAUGACUUGUACCGCACAAAGGCGGCCAGCUGGCACGACUCUUUUAACCUGUGGACGGGCCCGGAGCCACCGGAGGUGGAGGAGCUUCCGGAGGUAUGUAGAAAUGAGGUGGUUGCAUGGGAUUUCCAUGCAACCAAGGUGGCCGAGAGUGUGAUGGAGUUGCUUUCCGAAGGGUUAGGGUUAGAAGCUGGCAAGUUCAAGGAGCUUACGUUUUUGGAGAAGAGGGCGCUUGUGGGACACUGCUAUCCCUACUGUCCUCAGCCCGAUCGGACGGUGGGGAUUACGUCUCAUACAGAUCCUGGGAUAGUGACAGUUCUGUUGCAAAACCAUGUGCCUGGGUUGCAAGUUAGGCAUGAGGAUGAGUGGGUGGACGUCAAGGCUGUUCCUGGAGGUCUGAUUAUUAACGUUGGAGACAUGCUUCAGAUAAUCACUAAUGGGGAGUAUAAAAGUGUGCAACAUCGUGUGUUGGCAAACUCCUGGAAGGAAGCUCGAAUUUCAAUUGUGCUAUUUUACAACCUAGCCAAAUGGAGUGAAGAUGGAUACUGUGGACCUCUCCCAGAACUUUUGUCACCCGAGAAGCCACCAAUCUAUCGAAACUUCACGGAGAGAGAAUUUGUGGAAAAUUUUUAUAGCAAAGGAAUAGAUAGCAAGUCUCUGAUCGACAAAAUCACAAUACAUAACUAAAAUAUUUCUAUAUCUUAGUUUCUCAUAACAUAUGGGAUAAUAUGUUUGCAGGUACUAUGUUAUAUGAGUGUUUAUUUUAAAUAAUUUGUUUUCCAUGUACAAUAUUUUGGGUGUUUACUCAAUUUAAUUUUUUUGGUAGAAGUGUUUACUGAAUUGUUGGGUAUCAUUUAUAUUUAAUAGCUCAAAAAUAGCACCAAGUAGAUCUAGCUUUUGUAAUUAUAUAUAGCAUGCCACUAGGUAGUGUGCA